Messenger RNA from Cavia porcellus (domestic guinea pig), 5982 nucleotides. It is a transcript of the gene Il23r, whose product is annotated as interleukin 23 receptor. Gene Ontology annotation, molecular function: protein binding. The transcript has 11 exons. Bases 144 to 2135 code for a protein of 663 amino acids. The record is from RefSeq and is a predicted model, not a curated record. NCBI's taxonomy places the organism in Eukaryota, Metazoa, Chordata, Mammalia, Rodentia, Caviidae.
AGGCCAUGAGAGGGAAGGAGGGAGGGAAGGUAAGGGACCACGGCCAGCCAGGCGCUGAGGCAGGCAGGUUCCCAUUGGAAAUUCACGGGACCGGUGGUGACUCCCUCUUCUAAAUCCACGCAGUCACAUCAGCCUCUGGUGACAUGGCAGCUGGACCGGGAGUACUGCUGGGUAUGGAGUCCGUUUCAAUCCUUGUCUUUGCAUCUCUUGCGUCAGAAAGAAAGAGCUGUUUCCUGCUUUCAGGCAUGAAAUGGGUGGCAACGCAGCUGGCGGUGUUAAUAAUCCUUCACGUUGUCUUCCACUGGUGCCACGCAGGAAUUACAAGCAUAAACUGUUCUGGCCGCCUGUGGGUAGAACCGGCUGCGGUUUUUCAGAUGGGCACAAACAUCUCCGUGUACUGCCGAGCCUCGGGCAAGAACUGCCAGCCCAGGAUGCUUUAUCUGCACACAAACGGCGUGGCAGAGAGGUUUCUCCUGUCCAGGGUGAACAGGACGACAGCUCGACACAGGUUCCAGAACUUUCUGGCACCUCGGGCCUCCAUGUACUGCACUGCAAAGUGUCCAGGACGCCCAGGGGAAACGUUGGUGUGUGGCCAGGACAUCACCUCUGGAUAUCCGCCGGACGCCCCCCAGGCGCUGACCUGCGUCCUCCACGAGCGCUCGGGCCCCAUGUCAUGCAGCUGGAUGGCUGGCAGGCACACCCACAUGGCCACAGAGUACGUGGUGCACGUGCAGAGUCUGGAGACUGGAGAAGAGCAGCGCUACCCGGCUUCGGGCUCCUUGAACAUCACCCCAGAGGAGCUGCCAGCCGGCAGGGAGUUCCGGGUUUGGGUGAGGGCUGCAAAUGCACUGGGCACGGAGGAGUCUGAACGCUUGCAUGUCCACCUGGAUGACAUAGUGAUACCGUCAGCGUCCAUCAUUUCUAGGGCUGAGACCCUAAAUGCCACCAUGCCCCAGACCAUCAUCCACUGGGAAAGCGACACGGCACUGGAGAAGCUGACCUGCCAGGUCCGGUACGCAGCCACCACCAACCGCACGUGGAGGGUUAAAGAAUUUGACACCAACUUCACAUACGCACAGCAGGCCGAAUUCUUCUUGGAGCCAGGCGUUAAUUACGUAUUUCAAGUGCGGUGCAGAGAGGCAGGGAGCAGGCACUGGCAGCCCUGGAGUGCACCCUUUUAUCACAAGACACCUGACACAGCCCCCCAGGUCACACAGAAGUCCCUGCAGCGCGGCGCUCGGGAUUCGGACUCCGGGCCCCUGGUCCCUUCCAUCUUAAAGGUUUCUGACGGCAAGCAAGACGCUGGACUCUUACCCGGCAUGGUCUUCUUCGCGGUGACACUGUCCAUUCUCUCUCUGAUCGGGAUCUUUAACAGAGCGCUCCGUACCCGAAUUAAAAGGAAAAUCUUACUGCUGCUACCAGGGUGGCUUCGUGACCAGGUUCCUAACGUAGGGAACAGUAACGCUGUGAAGAUGCUACAGGAAAAAGAUGGGUUUGUGAACAGUAGCACCAGUGAGCAGGUCCCUUAUGUGGACCCAGUGAUUACAGAGAUAAAAGAAGUUUUUCACCCAGAAGGGCGCAAGCCUGCAGGUGGCAGGAAAGACAGGAACACAGGAACCCAGGACAUGAAAGCGCCCCUAUUCGUCAGGAGCCCCGAGGUGUACAUCCCCAACCUCAGCACCGGGUAUAAACCACAGAUCUCAAGCUUUCUCCCAGAGGGAAAUCAUCUCAACAGCAGCGGUGAAACCGAUCCAUCAGCCCCGAAGCCAGCAGCAGACCCCUUUGACCCAGGAAAGAAUGCCAGGGUUAGAAAAUACCCUCGGUUUGCCUUUCCAGGCGCCAGUGUGAGUUCCCUGAGCAGCACACUCAUCCUGGAAGAAUUAAGUCUUAUUCUCACCCAAGGCGACAGCGGGCCUCCUGACAUGCCCAACUCGGCAGCAGGCAGAAGUGCCAUGCUUCUGGAAGACGAUUUGCCCAGAGAUACCAUCCCAGAGCAGACCGUACUGCCGGAUGACUUUGUCGCCUGCCUGGGGAUCGUGAACAAGGAGCUGCCUUCUAUUAACGCUUACUUUCCACAAAACAUUUUGGAAGAUCACUUCAAUAGGAUUUCACUCUUGGAAAAGCAGAGCGCGUAGCCAGAGUGCAGCAGAGAAAGCAGCGUUGGUGUCAGAAGUUGUCUCUUCCCCUCGGUAGAAAUGGCAUCCUGCCUCCGAGAUCCCGAAGUGGGACUUACUUCACGGUCACACACACCAAAAAAAAAAAACAGCAUUAGUAGGGAAACCAACGCAUUUAUUAAAAAACACCAAACCACACUACUUCCUCUUCAGCCCUUCCUCCCUGAAAGGUACAGAGUAGCUCUGCUGUGUGGAGGAAGGAUCAAUAGCACAAGAUGUGCGGCAGUGAAAUAAACGCCAAAAACCAGAAUAGCAGCAUCUGCUUGCAAAGGGAAAAGUGAGUUUAACUUUCCUCUUCGCACUUCUAAUUUUCUCAAGUAGCUUAAAAUUAGCUCCGCAGAGCAAACUCAGUAAAAGAUGAAAGAAGGAGGCCCGUGAAUUCGUCUCAUUUGCAGUCACAUCUCUUCCUCUGCUUUCUGUUUGGGUGUUAGAGGUUUGGUCUGGCUGUGUUUGGUCCAUGAGGGGUAAAACAAUGAAGCUAUGAAUUCCCUCUCUUCGUUCAAGUCAACAGCGGUGCCACCAAGCUCCUGUGGCAUCACUGGUGUGUGAUCUAAACUCACGGAAUCCAGGAGAGGUGGCAGAUGUAGGAUCAGCUCGGCGUGAUUGUUCCUGAUAUCAUCUGUUGUGUAGAUUCCUCAGAAACCUCCUUAGAGCAGAGCGUACCAGGAGCAGCCAGGCAAAGGACCUCACACUGCAGACAUCGCUAGCCAAUCACUGCACACCGUGAUUUCCUUUUCAUCAUUCUGUUUGUUAGAAUGUAUGUAUCCUGCAAGGAAUCUGUUUCACAUCCCUAAUGCAAUGUUAAGGUUAAAAUAUCUUGCUUUCUAUCAAGUGCAUUUGCCUCCUUCUUCUCCAAAGAGAGGAUUGUAAUGAAACAAAGAGGCAAGGAGUACUGGAGCCAGAAAGAACCAAACUGAGAUUCAUCUUUGUUGUUUAAUAACCUAGUGUGGGCAUCUGGUAAUAUGGGAAUAAUGGUUUUAUGGUGCAUCUCACCAUGUCUGUAAUUUGUCACUCAAUGUAACUGCUUUUGCAGCCGGGCAUGGUGACACAGGCCUGUAAUCCCAGCAACAUUCUCAAGGCUGAGGCAGGAGGAUUGCCGAGUUCGAGGCCAGCCUGGGUUACAUAGACCUUGUCUCAGAAAAAACAAAACAAAUAUAAAGCUUCCACCAGGCUGGAAGGAGCACAGCACUGCUCGAGCUCUGUCGGUCACCAAAGAGACCAGACCAAGAGACCAGACCAAUCCCAUUUUUGCUGUUAGCCUUUUGGUCCCAGUGGGCCAGAAAUUUUGCUUGGCCCCUGCCCUAAUCAUGGGGAAAUUUCAGCUGCUUCACCCAAUGCCACCCUGACCUGGAAGCCAGGGUUUUCUUUCCACUUAACUUGAACUCACCGGACCACUGAAAACCUUGUGACCAGCAAGGCCCUUGGGAGAUUAUGAAUGUGAACACAGCCAAGUCCCUGCAGCUGUGGGCUUGUAUCCUGGGGGUGAGAGGCAUCCUGUGGGGAAGGGCGGGCAAGGGCUUCAAAGACCUCGCAGUGGGGAAGUGGUCGGAUGGGAGUGGAGAGGGCCAGCGAGAAACAAAGGAGAAAUAACGGACAGCAGUGUGUGCUGGGUGUGCGAGGCGAGGUGGGUAAUGCGGCAGAGAGCAGCCCGCCUUGCACUGGUGACCAGGGAAACCCAUUUGCUGACAUAGCCCCUGAAUCUCAACAAGCCACACCCUCCCGUAGGCCUCCACUGCCUCAGGCCCUGGCCUCCUGCAGCUGGCGUUUGUAUGCUGUCUGCAUCUCCCCAGCAUCUGAAAUGGGAUGUGAGAGGGGAGAAGACCCAAGCAUGCUACUGUGGGUGCCCUGGGCUCGCUGUUUCCCUUCCCUGUGCACCCCAGGGGGCACCUUGCCUUUGACAUCCAGUUGAUGCCAUGCCGCAGUGGAAGAGGGGAAAGGUUUUUCCAAAAGCAAUCUCAGCCACUGAUCUGUCCUGUAAUCUCACUCCAAAUCCCAGCAGCCAGCACAGGAGAGGACAGAGGCGUCCUCUGCCUUCUCACCUGCUCCUUUGCAGGCCGAGUCCCUGACAGCUCAGAGCUCAGGACUGCAGCUCAUUCUGCAGCUCCGUGCAGAGCUGCUAGGUCAGGCCCCAGCCGCCCCCAAGGCCCUGCAGGAUUGGGUCAGAGGGGCCUCGUCUGCUACUGGACACAGAGCUUUGUGUACUGUUACUUCGCUGCUCUCCAAUCACCACACCCUAAAUGUCCAGGCUGACUUCAAGUUUAUGUCCUUUUGGGAUCACUAACAAUAAAAUACUGCAUGGCAAGCAUAAUUAAAUUUCAUAAACUGAGAGACAGUUGACUCCCUCGGCGGCCUCUCUCUUUAUGAAGUAAUUACGCCACUCGCAGGAGGUUAUGUUUUAAUGGGAAAUGUUUCCCACUCGGCAGACACCCGGAUUUAAAAUAAAAGAAAUGAUUAAAAACAAUUUGCGGGCCUCCCUUGGGGAAAAGCAUGAACCCAAUGUAAAAUACUUGUCCUCUGAUUCGUGGAGCAGGUUACGGCUGCUGCGGGUAAGGGAAUUACAGGAAUGCUAAUGCAGGUUUGAUAGAGUGCUGUUACGUUCUUCCCAGCGCUAAGAUCACACCAUUAAACCCAAUUAAUGUCUCACAUGAGGCUCCCUUAGCCAUUUUGCUAAUUUCACUUUUCAGCUUAACUUGUGAUCACCACCCUCUGUCUUUCAGAAUUUCCAUCAGUUUUCUGAAGAUGUGUUUAUUCCCUUUAGGCUUAUGUUCAGAAUACAAAGUAUCACCUAAUUCUCAUAAUUAGCAUUUAGCAACACAUUAAGGACUCAACAGUACAGGGUCCAUUUGUAUUUAGGGCAGUCAAAGUAUACUGGCCUAGCUAAGAAAGACAAAAACAGCCUAUUAUCUCAGCAUUCGAGAGACUAAGGCAGGAAGAUUGUUGCAAGUUUGAAACGAGCCUGGGCUACAAAGUGAGCUCAAGGCCUGCCUGAACUGCAUAGCAAGAUGCUGUCUCAAAAAAAAUAAAAAUAAAAAUAAAAAUAAAAACAAGAAAGCAAGCAGCACCCCCACACACACCUGCCAAAAAAAAAACCCUCUAAGCUAAAUGGCUGUGUCGUAGAAACCUAUAUCUUUUCUGCCACUGUUUCAAAAAUUCCAAGAAAACAAAAGUGCCAUCUCUAACCACGAAGGUGAACCUAAAAUUAGGGCCUCUGCAGAGCACAGGAAGGAAAUUGUGAACAGGCAAGCGCCAGGACUGCGCGUGAGAGCCGGAAGUCAGUACCCCGCAGCUCUUCCCCAGCAGCUCCUGCAGCCUGAGGAGGUCUCAGCCCGGCGCUCACCAGGAGGAACAUGGCAGUGGCUCACGGAGAAAGCGCUUCAGUUUAACCCGCGUGUUAUUUGUGAAAAUGCGUUUUAAAAACUGAUCAUGGUAACAGUGGCGUGGAUGGGGGAAGUGUGGAUGCCCCUCCACACCCUCCUGCAUCCCACCCUGUCGAUACAGUCUGGACCUCAGUCACCGUUGUGUUUUUUUAAUUUAAAUGAUGAAAACGUAGUAUUGUUCUGUGACUGGAUUUUUCUCUUGGAAAUGUUCACAUUUUAUUAUGUGUGGCUGUUCUUUAUUGUUUUAGACAAAUGCAUGGCAUUCCAUGGAACACAUGCAUCCUGGUGCAUGUAAUAGGCACCCAGGGGUCCCAGGUUUCACUAUUACACCUAUUCCAUAGUAAUCUUAUAUGCAGUGUAUCACCGUUAUCAAUGGGAAUUUUGUAAAGGGGGCUUUAUUCUUUGUAAAGAAUAAAGGAAGUCUCUCUCUC